AUGAUAGGCAGCAUCGACUGUAUGCAUUGGGAGUGGAAAAACUGCCCAAGGUCUUGGAGAGGGCAGUACACACGAGGUCACGGAAAGCCGACCAUUGUCUUAGAGGCUGUGGCAUCACAAGAUCUUUGGAUAUGGCACGCAUUUUUCGGUUUACCAGGUACCCUCAACGAUAUUAAUGUUCUCGAUCGGUCACAAGUUUUUUCUGACAUUAUACAAGGUCGAGCUCCUAAAGUUAAUUUCACGGUCAACGGCCACAAUUAUCCUAUGGCGUACUACCUUACAGACGGAAUCUAUCCAAAAUGGUCAACAUUUAUCCAAUCCAUCCCACUACCUCAAGGUCUUAAAGCUGAGCUUUUUGCUGAAAAACAAGAAUCCGCCAGAAAAGAUGUCGAACGUGCUUUCGGAGUUUUGCAAUCAAGGUUUGCAAUAGUAAAAAAUCCUGCUCUACUAUGGGACAAGGAAAAGAUUGGAAAGAUUAUGAGAACUUGUGUCAUACUACACAAUAUGAUAGUGGAGAACGAACGAAACACAUAUAUUCUGUCCGAUACAUCUGAGUUCGAGUCGGGAGAGUCAAGCAGGAGUUCACAGGUGGAUAUCUCGCAACCUACGGACUCCCCUUCCAACUUCGUUAAUAGGCAUGGUAUUCAAGCUCAACUUCGGGAUCAACAGAAACAUAAUCGUUUGAAAGCCGAUUUAGUUGAAAAUAUAUGGCAAAAAUAUGGUAAUCUAGAUGAAUAA
This is a messenger RNA of Raphanus sativus (radish), 738 nucleotides long. RefSeq lists its product as uncharacterized. Lineage: Eukaryota; Viridiplantae; Streptophyta; Magnoliopsida; Brassicales; Brassicaceae. Bases 1 to 738 code for a protein of 245 amino acids. The record is from RefSeq and is a predicted model, not a curated record. The transcript has a single exon.